AUGUCCACCCCUACAACUCGGCACUCCCUGCGACAGGGCCUGCGCCAGGCGCCCAAAGUCAACCAGCCCUUCACCCCAGACACCGGACGCGAGCGACGUUCCCACACCCAGCAAGGCUUCACAUCUCCUCAACCUCCAACCGGCUCCCAUGUGACCCUCAGCUCUGCUGCACAACACCAGCCGGGUACGCAUUUCGGUGUCGAAACCUGGGAGGGAAAGGAACAAAUUCCACUACCGAUGUCCACGCGGGAAGUCGCAACGCCGGGGAACCGCCCUGUGCUGUAUGCCAACCUCAACCGAAAACAAGUGAAACAGCCCGAUUUCUAUGACCCUUAUUUUCCUCUCCGGUAUCUUGAAGUACCAAGGACUGAUCACAUCUACAAGCGUGCCCAUUAUGGCCUGCAAUCUGGCAUACCCGACGAAAUCGACUUUGCCUUGUACCAUCUGGUCCAGAUUUCUAACCAACGAUGGGACAAAUUCAAGUUUGAAGGAUUUCCUUUGCUGGCGGAAACCCUGAUGGAGAAGGCGUUGGACGUCACUCGGAUCUGCACUGGAGUAAAGUGGGAACUCCAGUACGAUCCUCGGCAGCCCAUCGAUAGGGUUAACGUGCUAAAUUCACUACACGGAACGCGCAACAUCCUCGACAAGAUUCAAAAAAUCCCCAUGAACUUGCCAUACGACAGUCUUGAAACGUACGAGCUCAGCCAUGAACUUCGAAAUGUUAAAGAGGCCGUUUUGGUGAUGCGUAACAUGGUGUUGCUGAAAGAGAAUGCUUGGUACGUCUCGCGCUACGCGAAGGGGCUUCUGAGGGAUUUCCUGGUCGUCUUGAUCAAUCUACCGAAUCAGCCUCGCCUGAAUGAAAUCAGAAACGAUGCUCUCGAUAUUGCCGAAGAGUGCACCAAAUUCAUGCGGACGGACGUUGAAGAUCCCCUGUGGGUCUCCCUGGUCAAUUGCCUCGACUCAUCAGAUCGUGCGCAUGUCGUGCGAGCUCUCUGGGCAUUGACACACUUCUCUACCGAGAUGGAUGAAGGUGACGGAAACCGGGCCAUGGAACGCAUAUCCAAACAGACUCUACAGCAACUGUACUACCACACGCUACUGGACCUCGACAAGGACGUCCUGAGUGGUGCACUUGAUUUUUGGUAUCAAUACACACUCAGCCCGGAUAACAUUGAAAAAUUGAUGGACAUUAUCAACUUUCCGGUGGUUUUUGUGCCUCGCAUGGUCGCACUGCUCACCUACGAAUCGCGGCCUACCAAAAAGGAAACCGUUCUCCAAGAAGAAAAAGUCGCGCCCGCUCCGUCAGAAAUCCCGCGUGUGCCUGCAGAGCUUCUGAAGGACCUGAUGGACCUUUCUGAGCCCGAGCGCAGCUCUCAAUGGCUUCGUUGCUGCUUCAUUGAAGACACAGAGUGUGAGAUCACGCAGAUUGCAUUGUGGCAGGCCUACCAGAGCCGGUUCGCUGAUCCUCGUGUUCCUGGAGGAGGCGUUCUUCCUGCUGCCGAGUUUAUCAAGAACGUCAGCAAUACGUUCACAAACGCCCAAGCUCAAGUCAUCAAUGGCCCGGGAACGGCCACUAAGUUCAUCAUCAAGGGUAUCCGACCUUUGGAGACUGCUUAUACGUUUGAAGGGUUCCCAUACCUGUACUGCAAGUGGGCCGACAACUCGAGUCCCUCCAAAAUGUGCCAGCAGGCUUUCGCAUCUCCUACCGACCUCCGGAACCACGUCUUCGCCGAUCAUAUGAACCUAGAGGCUGCUGAGGAGCCAGGCCAGUACAAACUGGAUGCCGCAGAAAGGCCCAUUCACACCUGUCAAUGGGAUAAUUGCAAUCGAUUCCGGGUGUCUGGACCAAGCACUAACACCGCAAUGGUCGCUGGCCACGUCUCCUCCCACCUCCCCGAAGACCGCCCUGCCGACGCACGGCCCCCCAGUUCCAAACGCGCCGUUCUCCAAGAACGUAUCGUCCGCAAGUGGUAUUACAUGGAUACCCCCGUCAACGAGAAAGGCGAGCCCUUCGGCAUCGCCUACAAGGCUGCGUUGGUACUGCGGAACAUUGCGCGCGGGAUUCCUGAUCGCAUGGCUUCGCAGUACGGCCUUCCCUGGAAGAAGGCAGUAUUCCUAAGCCAGCGUACCAAGAUCGUCGAGUCCUGGGACCGCAAUCGCGCUCUGCGGAAGGAACUCACUGAGUUGAUGAUGGUGGUCGAACGAGAAGAUGAUUACUGA
Messenger RNA from Penicillium lagena, 2220 nucleotides. Its product is annotated as putative chromatin remodeling complex subunit (Rsc9). Gene Ontology annotation, molecular function: DNA binding. The record is from RefSeq and is a predicted model, not a curated record. Gene Ontology annotation, biological process: regulation of DNA-templated transcription. Bases 1 to 2220 code for a protein of 739 amino acids. Lineage: Eukaryota; Fungi; Ascomycota; Eurotiomycetes; Eurotiales; Aspergillaceae. The transcript has 3 exons.